AACAAGACUCAGUCCAGACUCAAACACAUCUGUUGUCAUAUAGUCUCCAGUGUUAGGCACAGACAAGGAGAGAGAGAGUGAACACCAGUGGGUCUGUUGCAUUAGCUUCGAUGUGUGGACAUAAAGCUAUAGUUUAUACUUUGCAAACACAAAUGCUCACUUUUGACGAGCUUAGGCUAAACCAUGUUCCACUGUAAACAAAUAUGGGGCUGUGUGAGAGGAAUGGAGUUUGGUAUGACAACGCGGCCGCCGACUGCCAGAUUCGUGCUGAAGAUCAGAGAUGAGAUAAGACGAACAGAUAGCCAACAUUUCAUAUGCCUCAGUCAUGUUGUAGAAUCCAUCAGCAGUAUUUUGGGACCGUUUUGGACAGAUAAGAAGGACAGUUGUAUUGUAGAAUUAGGAUAGAUUAUGGAAUUAAGCAUUUUUCUCAAAUACUUGGAGCUAUAAGAGAACGCACAUUAGAGGAAAUGUAAUGCAUACAAGUCUUAAAACAGACAAAUUGCCCCUCAAAUGCAAAUAAAUAUUCAAAUCAACAAUAAACAGACUGACAGGCAGGGAACAGGCUGCUAAACUUGCUGUACUGUGAGCCGAACUGUUUCAUCAUAGUUUGAUGUCUCAGUGUGUAUUUUAUCUCUUGCUACAGUGUCUGAAUAUACUCACUAUUUGUCAUGAGUUUUUUUCUGACCCCCACUCAACUGAAGUUACUCUGUAUAGCUCCAUCUAUUACAUUAAACUUAAGUAGGACUCAUCACUCAGCUGCGGCAUUCCCAUAGUCGUUGAAACUCACCUUGUGAGACUGGUAUGGCUUGUUUCGCCCAGUUCUUCCUCUCCACCAAUCACCUGCCUUCAAAGUUGUUCUGGAGCAGGAAUGGGCACUAACUAACUAGCCACAAGUUGGGCUGCCUGAAACACUUCCCCUUUGACAUCAUUGUUAUGAUGGUUGCGCUGUCUCUCUGGAAAUUUACUGCUGCUCUCGGUGGAGACUGAUCCGGUGAGUGGCUUUUUCAAGCUGUUCAGCAGAGGUCGACUUGACAGGUGUCACUCAAGAUGGAUGUCAAGAAAAAGACCUUCUUGGAGAAUUUGCGUCUGAAAACUAAGUUGGGCAACCUGAAGAAGCCAAAGAAGAAGGCUCUUGCCAAACAAGGAAGAAACCUGGCCCACCGGCGCAGUAUUUCUGUACCAGACCUGAGCUUUGUGCCAGGUGGAGCAUUCUCUACAGACAACGCCUUGGUGUACACUCCCAAUGAUGCCAUCUUCUUUGGCCAUUCCCCUGGUCAGAGUGAUACUGAUUCUAUUGCAAGUGGUUCGAUCGGUGAUGGACCCUACUUCACAGACAAACUGAACGAUUCAGUCCCAGAAAUUAGACUCCACGGUCCCACAGAUCGCACAACUGCUGCUUUGAACAGAGUAAGUGCCCCAGCGGGGACACCUGGCCUUUAUGAGGAAAUUGAUGAUAUGAUGAAUUUAGCCUCACAGAACAAGGUGAACAUGACUCCAGAAGGCUUGUAUGCUCAACCUGAUAAAAGGGCCAAAGGGAAUGCAACUAAAUUUCCUUUUGAACCUAUUCCUGCACCAAGAUCGGUUUUUACCAAUGCACUUUCCCCAAGACCAGACCACGUAGAGAGAGCCAGUGUCUCUAGUGAAGAUAUCCCAGCUGACAGAGUGCUUUCAGGGAAUGUUUCUGCAGUUCUGGCCAGAGCAAGCUCACUGGGAGAACAAAUGUACCCUUCCACAGAAAAGAGGACCACAUCAUUUGAGUAUAGACAGCCAUCAUCUGAAAAAGGAACUCCGCCAGUAACCAGAGCAAAUGCUCUUGUAGAUAGAAAACCAUCAUCUGAAAAAGGAACUCCACCAGUAACCAGAGCAAAUGCUCUUGCAGAUAGAAAACCAUCAUCUGAAAAAGGAACUCCACCAGUAACCAGAGCAAAUGGUCCUGCAGAUAGAAAACCAUCGUCUGAAAAAGGAACUCCACCAGUAACCAGAGCAAAUGCUCCUACAGAUAUGUCUCUGACAUUAGAUAAUCUGGGUAUUCCAUUAGAGAAUGCAGAUGGUACCUCUCUGGACUCUGCCUGUGGCAGUCCCUUCGAGGAGCAAGUCUUCAUGUCCUGGGUGACAGAGCAGGAGGAACUGGACCGAGAACCCUACUCUCCUUUUUUGAUGAGAGACUACUCUAUGGAAGAAGCUCUGCUAGAAGAAACCCCGGCUGAGGAGGCCCUGGAAGAUAUCGCAGAGAUGUCCAGUGAACCAUCUGAGUUUUUUGAUGAAAUGUUGCAAGAUCCUCUGGAAAGCACUCAGGUUGUGACGACAGGGCCUGAUGUCCAAGCACCUACCCAGUGCCAGCGAUACCUCCUGAACAUCAACCUAAAGCAGGGAAAAAACCUUGUCAUCCGAGACAAACGCUCCGGGACCAGUGAUCCUUACGUGAAGUUCAAACUUGAAGGAAAACAGUUCUAUAAAAGCAAAGUGGUUUAUAAAAGCCUGAAUCCACGGUGGAACGAGUCCUUCUCCCAUCCUCUUCGAGACAGACAGCAUGACGUGGAAGUUCGGGUCUACGAUAAAAAUCGGACUGCUGAUGAGUUCAUGGGUUCCGGCAUGAUUUCUCUUAAAAAUCUUGAUUUGUACAGAACCUAUGAAAUGGAGGUGCGUCUUGAUGAUCCAAAAAGUAAAGAAGAUGACAUGGGAUUUAUUGUUGUUGAAGUGUGCUUGAUGUUUAGAGAUGCCACCGUCAAAAGGCCCCCGAGAUGGCCACAAAGAAAGAAACAGCAGAACCAGGCCACGCCAUCCCCGCGGUCAGCUGAGACGCAGAAGAAUCAGCUGAAGAACCAGAUGUGGACUGGGGUGCUUGGUAUCACCUUGGUGCAGGGACAGGACCUGCCACAGCAUGGCCAUGGGGACGUUUACGUCCGCUUUCGCCUUGGUGAUCAGAAGUACAGGAGCAAGAACCUUUGCAUUCAGGCCAAUCCCCAGUGGAGAGAGCAGUUUGACUUCAAUCAGUCUGAAGAUAACCAGGAACCUCUGCAGGUGGAGGUGUUCUCAAAGAGAGGGAGGAAGGGUGAGGAAUCAUGGGGGAUGUUUGAGAUUGACCUAUCGCGACUUCCACUUAAUGAGAGGCAGCUCUACACUCAUGUACUGGACCCCGGAAAGGGCAGUCUGGUGUUUCUGGUCACCCCGAGACCCUGCUGGGGAGUCUCCAUCUCUGACAUGGAAACAGCUACCCUGGAAAAGCCUGAAGAGAGAGACACAAUAGUGGAUAAAUUUAGCUUAAAGAACUCGCACAAGUGUGUGGGGGAGGUUGGUUUCCUUCAGGUCAAAAUUGUAAAGGCAAAUGAUCUUCCCGCCACAGACCUCAAUGGAAAAAGCAACCCUUUAUGUGUUGUUGAACUCGGUAACAGCAAACUUCAAACUCACACAAUCUACAAGAACCUCAAUCCGGAGUGGAACAAAGCCCUUACAUUCCCAAUUAAAGACAUUCAUGAUGUGAUAGAGUUGACUGUCCUGGAUGAAAAUGGAGACAAAGCCCCAAACUUUAUUGGGAAAGUGGCCAUUCCAUUACUGACGGUGCAAAAUGGACAGGAGAUAUCUCUGUUCUUGAAGAAAGAAAACUUGGGAAGUACAUCAAAAGGAACCAUCACACUGGUGCUGGAGGUUAUCUAUAACAAAGUCAGAGCUGGUAUCAAAACCUUCCAGCCGAAGGAGGCAAAAUUAAUGGAGGAAAACCAGAAGUUCUCCAAAAAGGUUCUUGCCCGGAAUAUAUAUCGGGUUCGAAAAAUCAGCACAGCAGUUCUGUACACGUUACAGUACAUUAAAAGCUGUUUUCAAUGGGAGAGCACGCAACGGAGUCUAAUAGCCUUUCUGAUCUUCCUUGUGACGGUGUGGCACUGGGAGCUCUUCAUGCUUCCCCUCUUCCUGCUUCUGAUCAUUGGCUGGCACUACUUCCAGCUCUCUGCAGGGAAGGCCAACUCCAACCAGGACCUGGUGAACAUGAGCAUGGGUGACGACGAAGAGGAAGACGAGAAGGAAUCUGGAAAAAAGGGUUUGAUGGAUAAGAUACAUAUGGUGCAGGAAGUGUUGCUGGUUGUCCAGAACGUUUUGGAGGAAAUCGCAAACAUCGGGGAGCGAAUCAGGAACAUAGUCAACUGGUCCGUCCCGUUCCUGUCGUGCCUGGCCUGCCUGGUGCUGUUUGUGGCAACAACGCUGUUAUAUUUCGUCCCUCUGCGAUAUCUUGUGCUGAUAUGGGGCGUUAACAAAUUUACCAAGAAGCUGCGCAACCCAUAUACUAUUGACAAUAAUGAAAUACUGGAUUUCCUCAAGAGGGUGCCUUCUGAUGUUCAAAAGGUGCAGCACAGCGCGCUGAGAGCGCCCACCAGCCAGAACCAGCCGAAGAAGAAAAGGUAGACUCCGCAGACACGCUGGAUGAAAGGCUGUUCUCCUUUUGAAUACGGUACGACGCAGUCCACCUGACAACAAUGCUCCAGUGCCAGCAGAGCCCAUGACCCUGUGCACCCCACCAUACCACCCUAACUCUGCCCCCUGCUGCUGAGGGGCAGCCAGCCGCUCUCUGGCUUGUGUGUUUGCCACCCCCCUGACAGAGGCUGUGAACUGCAGCAGCUAGGAGGGCAGCACAUGGCGCUGUCAAUCACAAGCCUGGAGGUAAAGAAAAGAGAGCGCUGCAAGGCUCAGCCUUCAUCUUUGGAUAUAAUUUAGAAAAGGAAUGAAAAGCGUCGGGUUUGGCUUACCUUAGACCUCCACUGUCUUGCUGUUUUUUUCUUACUUUGGUGAAACUUAGAAAUUUGCCUUCAGGUUAAGUUUAUACAAGCUUAACAGUUUAUGGAAAACACACCGUGGCAAGGUUUUUCUUUAUCCAUGUGUUAAUAUAAUUACAGGUCAGAAGGUCAUGUAUAUUGCAGUAGAUUUUUAAAUAAUCAAAAUUACGUUUUGACGCACAUUUAAAAUAUUUUUACAUAAUAUUGAAUAUUGCCGUUCUUGUUGUGGUAAGGAUUUCCUGUAUAUAAUAUGCCAUCAGCAACAAAUCUAUAUUUAUGUAAUACGUGUGUAUUUUUUUCAGCUGACUUUAUGCUCAUGUAUAUUAGACUGAUUAAUUUGAGAGUUUUAUUGUUACUCAGUUUCUUGUCUUCAUCAUCAAAUUGAGAAUUUGCAGGAAUCCUGAAUAAAGAAUCUUGAUCAGUUUGA
Molecule: messenger RNA, 5190 nt
Organism: Epinephelus fuscoguttatus (brown-marbled grouper)
Lineage: Eukaryota; Metazoa; Chordata; Actinopteri; Perciformes; Serranidae
Gene: mctp2a
Product: multiple C2 domains, transmembrane 2a
Exons: 23
Coding region: 1048-4395 (1115 amino acids)
Biological process (GO): regulation of neurotransmitter secretion
Cellular component (GO): synaptic vesicle membrane
Molecular function (GO): calcium ion binding
Source: RefSeq, a predicted model, not a curated record